Capsella rubella is the source of this 914-nucleotide messenger RNA. Its product is annotated as protein LIGHT-DEPENDENT SHORT HYPOCOTYLS 9. The record is from RefSeq and is a predicted model, not a curated record. Gene Ontology annotation, cellular component: nucleus. Gene Ontology annotation, biological process: mRNA transcription; response to light stimulus. The transcript has a single exon. The coding region runs from base 227 to 802 and encodes 191 amino acids. NCBI's taxonomy places the organism in Eukaryota, Viridiplantae, Streptophyta, Magnoliopsida, Brassicales, Brassicaceae.
UAAGAAUUUACAUUUGUAACUUAUAAUAGUAACCUAAAUAUAUACGUAGUAAUCAUUUUUUCGUGAAUAAUUUCUAUCGUCGUUCCAUUAUUUCUCAGUAUCUCUCUUUAUUUCCCCUUACUUUAUUGUCGCUUUUAAACCUUCUUCAAUUUGCUCACAAACCAAAAAUAUAAUACCAAACAACAACAUACAAAAAAAAAAAAAAAUCAGAAAUAUUCCCCUAAUAAUGUCUUCGGACAAUCACACACCGACGAAAGAUCCACCGGAUCAUCCAUCUUCAUCUUCCAACCACCACAAGCAACCGCUUCCUCCUCAACCGCAGCAACCGCUAAGCCGCUACGAAUCGCAGAAACGCCGCGAUUGGAACACGUUCAUCCAAUACCUAAAAUCGCAGAAUCCACCGUUGAUGAUGUCUCAGUUCGACUACACCCACGUGCUAAGUUUCCUAAGGUACUUAGAUCAGUUUGGUAAGACCAAAGUACAUCAACAAGCUUGUGUCUUCUUCGGACAGCCCGAUCCACCAGGACCAUGUACGUGUCCUCUCAAACAAGCUUGGGGAAGCCUAGAUGCUUUGAUCGGAAGGUUGAGAGCUGCUUACGAGGAACACGGUGGCGGGUCACCUGAUACUAACCCGUUUGCAAACGGGUCGAUCCGGGUUCACCUGAGGGAAGUGAGAGAAUCUCAAGCCAAGGCUCGUGGGAUUCCAUACAGGAAGAAGAAGAGGAGAAAGAUUAAAAACGACGUCGUUGCUAUCAAGAAGGAUGUUGCAAACUCUUCGGUUCUUAAUCAGUCGUCUACUUGAUAAUUAUAUCAUAUUAAAACAAUUUCCAAUAUAGGUAAUCAAUUUAAAUUCUCUUUUAUAUUUUAAAUUUAAAGUUUCGUAAGAUCUUUUUUUAUUAUUGAAAAUUUUCUCU